AUGAAGGUCACUGAAGCAGAAGAGAACAGUCCGCUUGAAGGUCCAGCUCCACAAGCUCCACAGGGUAAAGGAAGCAUUAAGGAUCUAUACAAGUAUGCCACCUGCUUAGAUUAUUUCCUUAUUGUGGUUGGCUUCAUCUCUGCUGCUGCCUUAGGAGCGAUCCAGCCCCUUUUCUUCUUAUUUAUGGGAGAUUUCUUUGGGAGCAUGGAUGCGAACACCUCAAAGGACUCAUUUUAUGACUCGGCAAAAAUUGUCUGCUAUGAGCUUAUCGGAUGUGCCUUUGUGUUUACUGUUGCCGGAACACUUGCAGUUAUGUGCUUUGUGAACGUUGGCGCGAGACAAGCUUUCCACUUCCGAAAUCACUAUUUCAAAGCGAUAAUCAAUGGAGAUCCAUCAUGAUUUGACCUCAGACAUGUUGCCGAACUUCCCCAAUCCUUAGCAACGGAAACUUUAAUGAUCGAAAGAGCCACAGGGGACAAACUGAUUGUUUUAAUUAUGGGCACAAGCAUGAUAGUAUCUUCUCUCAUUAUUGCUAUUAUCAUGGGCCUUCAGUUAGCAUUAUUUUGCUUAGUUUUCAUGCCAGCUGUCACAUUGGGAUUCAUGCUAACUCAUAAGGGACUUGAGCAAAGUGCCAAAAUAGCUGAUACUUCUUAUAAACUUGCAGGAGGUAUCGCUGAAGAAGCUUUGCAAGAAAUCAAAACUGUAUCCUCGCUAAAUGGGCAGAGACAUGAAGCCAAAAAAUAUACUGAGUCUAUAAAAGAUUCACAAAAAUCCAUGCUUCUUAGUGGACUGAAGGUUGGAGGAGGCACUGCGUUGGGCAUGUGUUCUUUUAUGGUCAUGAAUGGGGUUACUUAUAUUGUUGGAGCUUGGUUUAUAGAUAAAGGAGAGGACAAUUGGGCUGGCGGGGAGGAAUAUGAUUUAACAAGAGUCAUCACAGUUAUGUGGGUGAGUCUUAUGGCCUUCAAUAACAUUUCUCUUUGUGUUCCUAGCCUCAAACUUAUCAGUAUGGGGAGAGUGGCCGUUUAUAAUAUUUCAGAAAUUAUUAACGGAAAAUCAAAACUUACCCAAGGAACCCGAAAAAGCGAUAUUGAAGGUGCCGUUUCAUUUAAAGAUGUUAGGUUCUCUUAUCCAUCAGCGCCUAACUCAGAAAUUCUUAAAGGACUUAGCUUUGAUUUAGAACCAGGACAGAGGCUUGGAGUUGUUGGAAGUACUGGAUCAGGAAAAAGUACUAUAAUUCAGCUUCUACUUAGAUAUUAUGAACCUUCUUCUGGAACUAUUACAAUAGAUGGAUACAAUAUCAUGGACUAUUCAAUUAGUUUUUUAAGAGAACAUAUUGGGCUUGUGAGCCAAGAGCCAUUACUUUUUAAUGCUAGCAUUUUUGAUAAUAUUAGGUAUGGAAAAUUAAAUGCCACUGAAGAAGAAAUAGAAUUUGCAGCGCGAGAAGCAGGGGCGCAUGACUUUAUUUCAGCCUUACCAGAUAAAUAUAAGACUCCUGCAGGAACUAAAGGGUCUCAGCUGUCUGGAGGGCAGAAGCAAAGAAUUGCUAUUGCAAGAGCUAUAAUUAGAAACCCAAAAAUUCUCUUAUUAGACGAAGCAACAAGUGCUUUAGACAGGCAAACUGAGCAAGCUGUCGUUGAAGCCAUCGAUAAAGCUAUGCCAAAAAGCACAAGAAUUACGAUUGCUCAGAAUUUACUCACAAUAAAAGAAUCAAAUUUUAUUAUCAUGAUUGACCAAGGAGUUGUACUGGAAUUUGGCAAUCAUAAGCAGUUAAUGAAAAAUAAAUCGAAAUACUACCAUCUCAUCAAAAUGCAAAAAAUUCAGCAAAAAAAUGAAGAUGAUGAACAAGCUCAAGCAAAAGCAACUGAUCUCGAAGUAAAAAAAACUAAAGAAGAGGAACAAGCUAAAAAAGAGUAUGAUGCAGGAAAUGUCAAGAAAAAAAUGAUGCUUAUGAGCAAAAGUGAAAGGGGAUGGCUUUAUUUAGGAAUGGCUGGAUCAAUGCUGGUGGGAGCUGGAUAUCCUCUUGUAGGAAUGUUUAGUGGAAAAGAGAUGUUUGUGCUUGCUCUUAAGGAUAGCGACAUGAUUGCCAAAAGUUCUGAAUAUGCAGGCUACAUCUUCUUAUUAGCAUUUUUUGUAUCACUUGGACUGAUUUUCGAAUCAGUCAGUUAUCCAAAAAUGAGUGCAAAUAUCACGGCGAAAAUGAGAGAAGCAAGCUUUAAAGCACUUCUUAAAUAUGAAGCAGCAUUUUUUGAUCUUCCUGAAAACAACUGCAGUGCGCUUUCCGCAAGACUUUGCAAUGAUUGUGAAAAAGUUAAUGGAUUGGGUGGGCAUAUUGUUGGCAUCAUGCUUGGGAUUCUUACAUCGCUCGCAGUGGCCCAUGGAGUUGCUGCAGGAUAUUCAUGGAGAAUGUGUUUAGUUUUCUUACUCCCCCCCUCCGUGAGUGAACAAAAAAAUUUUGUACACUCACUAAGGGGUUUAAUUUUUUUUUAAAAAUUUUAUUUUUCGAAAUUUUAAAAAAUCCUAAUUUGCAUAAAAUUUAUGUUUUAAAGGGUUCCUUCACACGACGACUAUUUCAUAACGACUAUUUUUUUUUGGCCUAUUUUUUUUGGCCUAUUUUUUUUUGGCCCUAUUUUUUUUUGGCCUAUUUUUUUUGGCCUAUUUUUUUUAGCCUAUUUUUUUUACCUAGCCUCUUUCAUGAAGCUGCUGAGAGGACUAGAACCUUAUUGAGAAACAGAGACUUUUUCUUACGCGAUUAAUAUUGAGUAAAUUAAGUGAAAAACUCCUAAUUAAAUCUAAAAUUUUCGAAAUUUAAAAACAAUGAAUUAGUAUUCAUGGAGUACGAAAUCUGUUAAGGGUGCAUUUUUUGUUGGUUAAAUCGUUUAAAAAACACAUUAAAAAUUAUAUUAAAACAAUUAGUAUGGAAUUGUGCCCCAAAUAUUAGUAAAAAAUAGUUAAAAAAUUGUCAAAAAAUCGGCCAAAAAAAUAGGCCAAAAAAAAAUAGGCCAAAAAAAAUAGGCCAAAAAAAAAUAGGCCAAAAAAAAUAGGCCAAAAAAAAUAGGCCAAAAAAAAAUAGGCAAAAAAAAAUAGGCCAAAAAAAAAUAGGCCAAAAAAAAAUAGGCGUUAUGAAAUAGUCGUCGUGUGAAGAUACGGUUUUAAAAGCGCAAUUUGUUUAAAAUUAAACAGAAUUAGCUCUAUAUUUCAUUAUAUCAAUUAUUACUUAUAUAUCAAAAAUUUUUUUCUAUUAAAAAAAAUUUUUUUCACUCACGGAGGGUGGGUUUUUGUGCAAAAAAUAAGGAUUUUUUCAAUAGUUUUGUUCACUCACGGAGGGGAGAAGAGUUAGCUAUCAUCCCAAUCAUCAUUUUUGCUACAGCAGCAUCUUUUAUGGCUCAAUCUGUUGGAGUAGUAAAAUUCAACUACGAGUCCUGCACAGCUCAAGCUGCUGAUGCUAUUAUGAACUAUAGAACUGUCAAAGCUUUUAACUUGGAAAAUGUCAUGCACGAUAAAUAUUUAGAACCCGCAGCUCAAGAGUUUGCUAGCAUUCGCAAAAAAGCAGUAAACUCAGGCAUUGCAUAUGGCUUAGGUUUUGGAUUGAUUUGGUGUGCUUAUGCAUUGCUUUUCUGGUGGGGUGGAAAUAUCGUAGUUAAAGAUCUUGACAAUUACGAAGAUAUGACCAUUGCUAUGAUGACUUGCAUGUUUGGCUCAAAUGCAUUUUUCUUAGCUGGAAUAUAUGCUCCAGAUGUUAAAAAUGGAGUUGAGGCUGCAAAAAGGCUGUUUAAAGUUUUAGAAUACCAGCCAAAAAUAAAUGUUAACAGCAAAGAUGGGGAGAAAAGAGAAGUUGAAGGGAAAAUAGAGUUUAGAGACGUAGUAUUUUGCUACCCAAAUCGAAAUUACAUGGCUGUUAAAUCUUUAAGCUUUACGAUAGAGCCAGGGACUCAUUUUGCAAUAAUUGGGAGAACAGGUUCAGGGAAAUCGACAGUAACCCAGCUUGUUUUAAGACUUUAUGACCCAUUAAGUGGUUCGGUCUUAAUAGAUGGCAUUGAUAUUAAAGACUAUAACCUCAAACAUUUAAGAAGCCAAAUUGGACUUGUAGGACAAGAGCCUGUUCUUUUUACUGGGACUAUCGCAGAAAAUAUUGCAUAUGGUAUAAAAGCUUCUCAAGAAGAAAUAGAAGAAGCAGCGAAAAAAGCUCAAGCAAUUGAAUUUAUAACAGAUCCAAAGUACUCAGAAGGUUUUGAACGCCAAGUCGGCAUAAAAGGAAGCAUGCUGAGUGGUGGACAAAAGCAGCGUAUUGCAAUCGCAAGAGCAAUUAUCAGGAAUCCUAAGAUCUUGAUAUUCGAUGAAGCAACAAGCGCCUUGGACUCAAAAACAGAGUUAUUGUUGCUAGCUGCUAUUAGAGAAGUAAUGGCUGGAAAAACCGUAAUCAUGAUCGCCCAUCGACUCAAGACAAUUUCUGAAGCACAUCAAGUUAUGGUGCUCGAAAGUGGGAAAAUUCUGGAAAUUGGGACGAGGGAAGAUUUGAUGAAUCAGGGAGGCUACUUCUAUAACAUGAUUAGCAAUCUUUAA
Blepharisma stoltei is the source of this 4560-nucleotide messenger RNA. NCBI's taxonomy places the organism in Eukaryota, Ciliophora, Heterotrichea, Heterotrichida, Blepharismidae. The record is from the annotation of a GenBank genome assembly.